Fusarium falciforme is the source of this 405-nucleotide messenger RNA. RefSeq lists its product as hypothetical. The record is from RefSeq and is a predicted model, not a curated record. The coding region runs from base 1 to 405 and encodes 134 amino acids. The transcript has a single exon. NCBI's taxonomy places the organism in Eukaryota, Fungi, Ascomycota, Sordariomycetes, Hypocreales, Nectriaceae.
AUGCUCACGCGGCUGCCACGCCUUACUUUCACACGCCUCUACAGCACUAUUAUUCCACCCUCGUCUUCAAAGCCUUCACAGGCGUCUGCAGCAGGCAACAUGUCCGAGUCCACCCCGGAGGACAAGAAGCAGCCCCUUCCACUCCCGGCGCCCGAGCAAGACACCGCCGCCGGCGGCAGGGGCGAUGGCGUGAUGGCGCUACGCGUGGGUGAGUCCGUCCGGCUCGACGCGCUGGGCCCGCUCGUGGUCAACGCCGACGGGUCGAUGGGAAGGGUUGGUAAUUGGGCGGGCAUGACCGAGGGGGAGAGGGAGGCCACGCUGAGGCUGCUGGGGAGGAGGAACAAGCAGCGUCUGGAGGCUCUCAAGGCGAACAAGGCCGAGGAGGAGAAGCAGAAGGGGGAGUAG